AUGAAUUCUAUUAGAACUUUCUCAAUACACCUUGUAGGAGGCUCUCAGGAUAAUGAAUUAAUACAAAGCGGGGAUUUCGACAACCUCUUUGCAUCCCCAGAAUAUCUUGUUGGAGAUAAAACGUUCCGGGCCAAGAUUCAAACCUUUGAUGUGUCCACGAUAGUUGUUGAUGAGUUCCAUACCAUUUCAACCUGGGGUGAAGAGGAGGGAAAACAAGCAUUCCGCAAAUGGUUUUCGCACAUUGGAGAACUGAGAUCACUUUUUCCCAAAGCCUCAGUGCUUGCAUUGAGUGCUACGUGCACCAAGAAAAUAUCAAGAAGAGUUUCAAAAAUUCUCCAACUUGGCAUCGACACAACCGAAAUUAGAAUUUCACCCAACAGAGAUAACAUCAAGGUUGUUGUGAAAAAAAUUCCAAAUACUACAGAGAUGGCCAUGGUUUGGAUUAUUGAUGCUUUAUCGGAUGGGACGUUACCAAGAACAAUUCUGUACUGUACAUCAAUAAAAGAUGCCUCAAAAAUAUAUUCCUACAUAAUAACAGAACUUCCACAGUGUUCCGAGGUGCAGAUGUUUCAUUCAGAAACCCCAGAGGACGUCAAGAACAAAAUUCUGCAAGAUUUAUUGGAUGAAAAAAGUGCCACCAAACUUGUUAUAGCCACAAGUGCACUAGGUAUGGGAGUGGACAUUAGACAGUAUUAUAGUGUCAUUCUUUAUGGUGCCCCCAAGAGCAUAGUUGACACUGUGCAAGAAAUAGGGUGUGACUGUGGGACAUGUGAUUUGACCCCUAUAGAGAAACUUUUUAUGGUGGAUACUGUCGAAUUUAGUGACCUUAGUUCAUCUGAUACCGAACCUUAUAAUUCUGAUGAGAUUGACGACAAUAUUGAUGAUCUUGUGUCUGAUUAA
Molecule: messenger RNA, 900 nt
Organism: Magallana angulata
Lineage: Eukaryota; Metazoa; Mollusca; Bivalvia; Ostreida; Ostreidae
Product: bifunctional 3'-5' exonuclease/ATP-dependent helicase WRN-like
Exons: 3
Coding region: 1-900 (299 amino acids)
Biological process (GO): double-strand break repair via homologous recombination; telomere maintenance
Cellular component (GO): nucleoplasm; cytoplasm; nucleus
Molecular function (GO): four-way junction helicase activity; 3'-5' DNA helicase activity
Source: RefSeq, a predicted model, not a curated record